Molecule: messenger RNA, 1233 nt
Organism: Macrosiphum euphorbiae (potato aphid)
Lineage: Eukaryota; Metazoa; Arthropoda; Insecta; Hemiptera; Aphididae
Source: the annotation of a GenBank genome assembly
AUGCCUAUGAAAAGUUAUAUACCAUACUCUAGCGAAUCACAUUUUCCAAUAGAAAAUUUACCAUAUGGUGUAUUCUCAACUGUCGACGAUUCAACACAUCGAAUAGGAGUUGCUAUUGGUGAUAAAAUUCUGGAUUUAAAAUACUCCAAAAAUGUUUUUGACCAUCCUUUAUGUGAAGUAUUUCAACAGCCAUCGCUUCAAAGUUUAAUGGCUUCAAAUAAGAACACGUGGUCCCAAGCUCGUAAGUCAAUUCAAUCUUACUUAAGUAUUGAGAAUCGUGGCAAUUUGGAAAACGGUGUAUUUUGGGAUCAAAAUGAAGUCAAAAUGCAUUUGCCCACUACAAUAGGUGAUUUUACUGAUUUUUUUUCAUCAUAUUAUCACGCUUACAAUUGUGGUUCCCUUAUGACACCUGAUAAACCCUUAGCAGAUAAUUGGAAAAAUAUGCCAAUUGCAUAUCAUGGUCGAGCAUCAUCAAUUAGAAUAUCCGGUACGCCAGUUGUUCGACCCAUUGGCCAGUAUUUAAAAAACGGACAAGUGACAUUCGGUCCCACAGAAAUGUUAGACUAUGAACUAGAAAUGGCAUUUUUCGUGGGGGGUUCAUUGAAUUCUUUAGGUGAACCAAUACCAACCAACAAAGCUUCAGAUCACAUAUUUGGUAUGGUUUUAUUGAACGAUUGGAGCUCCAGAGACAUACAGAAAUGGGAAUCAUACUUUCUCGGGCCAUUCCUUUCAAAAAGUUUUAGUACAACCAUUUCACCCUGGAUAGUGACAAUGGAAGCUUUAGAAGAAUUCAAAACGGACAACUUUAAACAAGAACUAACGCCAUUGAAGUAUUUACUGCAUGACAUUAAGUACAAUUUUGACAUCAAUUUAAACGCAAGUGUCCGUGACCAAAAAUCACAGCAAACUCAUUCAAUCUGUAACACCAACUAUAAGUACAUGUACUGGACUCCAUUACAACAAAUCGCUCAUCAUACCAUUAAUGGCUGUAAUUUACAACCAGGCGAUUUAUUGUCAUCUGGAACAAUUAGUGGUCCUAAAGAAGAACAGCGUGCUUGUUUGACAGAGAGAACUCGCGGAGGGAGAAUAUUUGUAGACCUAGGUGAAAGAAAGUUGAAAUUUUUUGAAGAUGGCGAUGAAGUAACAUUAUCAGGAUUUUGUCAAGGAAACGGAUACAGAAUUGGUUUUGGCAACUGUAGCAGCCAAAUUCUUCCAGCAAAUAACUUAGCCUAA